CACGCGCCAAGCGCCGAACCGUAAACUUUUCUGUCUUCCUGCAGGACAAAAACAAACAACACCGACAGACGGACCGUUCAUAUGUAUACAUGGCAGUCCAAGGGUAUGGACACCCAGAUAUCCACGGGUACACCGGCGAAUACUGACAAUGCAUUAGGCCGUCCCAUCUGAUGUCAAUCUCCUAUCAUCCAACAUCCCCUUACCCCCGUUAAGCGUUAACGUGCUACGUUUCUCAUUGUAACGACCGCAUAUUCUACCAUUCAACGAACGCAACUUCAUCAAAUCUAGUCUUCAGCCUUAUUCAAAAGUGCUGCCUUCCCAUGAGUGGCACACGCCAUUCGCCGCACCCACCUCACCGGUCUCGAGGCCGCCACCAUAGCGAUGACCUUCAAUACGAUUAUACCUACGGCCGCGACGAUUCCGAUGGCUAUGACCGUGCGUAUAGAAAACGACGGGAAAGCAGAGCAGGAGAAAGCAAAACGAGAAGAAGUGGGUAUCGGGGUGUCCACGCCGAGGAUGAAGGUGUACAUACACCAGAUGAAGAUGAUGUAUUUGACGAUAGGAGACAUAGGAGUAGGAAGAGAGAACAACGGCCGUCGAGAGAUAGACAGCACAGAGAUCGAGUGCGAACGCGCGAUGAACGUGUUGCGUGGGAUAGUGCGACUGAAAGUGAGGACAUAGUUGACUCAAGGCCGAUUUUUGCGCGGCCGCCGAACGCAAACCACUCUCCUCGCACUGACAGGCGCGAAAGAGAUCGGGACCGAGAAAGGCAUUCACAUUAUCCUAGUCCCAGAGCCGGGCAUAAAGCGAAAGAGUCACCCGCCACUUCUCCUAAGAAACGGGAUCGUGAACGGGAUCGGGAAGGACAUAAUAGACAUCGGCCUAGAAGGGAUAGCACCGCUGACGAAGGUGGUGAUAGAAGAUUAAGAGACCGAAGGAGAAGGGAUUAUGAUACAGACCAGGAGCGUAAACAUAAUGAAACAGACACGAGACGGCAUGGACGACGGGAGAAGCAUACCAGCAACGACUCUGCGAAUAGUGCGACUGUGCUACUUAGCUCUGAUGCGCUGGCGCAGCUCGACCAGUUAAACCGCAAAGCAGACGAGGACAUGAAAAAGAAGGCUCGAAAGGAGGAAAUCAAGCAGCAAAAGAAAGAGAAGAAGAAGAAAAAGAAGAAAUACAUUUUUGAAAGCGGGUUUGCCGGGGACAGCGAGAGGGAGAGGGAGAAAGGCUGGGAAAGCUCAGGAGACAUACAAAGAAAGAAAAGGAGGGAGAAAGACAGAGAAAAGGAAAAGAAAAGGCUUGUUUCUGGCGCUUAUUUGGAAGAAGGGAGAAGUCCUGAAUUAAGAACCAGAGGUGGUGGAAGACGCCGCACUGAGAAGUAUCAUGGCGGAGGCGGAGGUGGAAGAGGAGGAGAUGACUACUACUUCAGUGAUGGCUACGAUUAUGAAGAAGAGGGCAGUGCUGGCAACGGUUGUUUUCAGAACUGGUCCAAAAGGAAAAAGAUCAUCGUUGUGGUCGGAGUGUGUCUUCUUCUGCUUGCGAUUAUCAUUGCCGUCGCCCUUGUAGUGUCGAAGAAGAACGCCGGCGGCGGAAAGCACCCUGAUGGCCCUGUAACUACUGGUCCAUCUCACAGUGAGCUUGAUGGGAUAAGUCCUGAUUCUAUACCGGUAUGUGUUUAACCUUUCCCUCUAUUCAAAAAUAUUACUAAUACGUGUUAUAGCCUGAUGCCAAAGGGACCCAUCUAGAUCCGUUUUCAUGGUAUGACACGGCCGAUUUCAAUGUCACAUAUACUGAUGAAACCGUUGGCGGUUUACCUAUCAUGGGCCUAAAUACAACAUGGGACGACUCUGCCCAAGCAAAUGAGAAGGUUCCAGCCUUGGAUAAACCGUUUCCUUACGGUAAGCAGCCUAUACGAGGUGUGAAUCUCGGUGGCUGGCUUUCUAUGGAACCAUUCAUUACCCCGUCUUUUUUCCAGCGAUACUCUGCACGAGAUAACGUUGUGGACGAAUAUACCCUUACUAAACGCCUGGGGAAUGCGGGAAAACCAACGUUAGAAAAACACUACGCUACAUUCGUAAAUGAGCAGUCGUUCAAAGAGAUUCGUGAUGCUGGAUUUGAUCAUGUUCGAAUACCGUACGGAUACUGGGUAGUGACAACCUACGAUGGUGACCCUUACUUCGCUAAGAUGGGCUGGCGAUAUCUCUUGCGAGCCAUUGAGUAUUGCAGGAAAUUCGGCUUACGCGUGAACCUGGACCUACACGGUGUUCCAGGGAGCCAGAAUGGAUGGAACCACUCAGGCCGUCAGGGCGAGAUAAAGUGGCUCAAUGGUGAUGAUGGCGCUAAAUGGGGCCAAAGAGCACUCGACCUACACGACCAACUAUCUAAAUUCUUUGCUCAGCCUCGGUAUAAGAAUGUCAUUGCUCUAUAUGGUCUCGCAAACGAACCGAUGAUGUUGAAGUUGGACAUCGAGCCUGUUUUGGAUUGGACCACCAAAGCCGCUAAUAUUGUCGGCGGGAAUGGAAUGAAGCAGAAAAUUGUUUUUGGAGAUGGCUUCUUGAAGUUAUCGAAAUGGUCGAGUAUAUUGCAAAACACUGGUCAUGACUUGAUUAUAGAUACACACCAGUACACCAUCUUCAACGCCGACCUGAUCAAACUGACUCACAAGAAGAAGCUUGAAUUUGUUUGCGAUAGCUGGGUUGAUUUAAUCACAAAGAGCAGUACAAAAGGGAGUGGGUAAGUAAUAUAUAUAAUGCCCAACUUCUGACUUUUUCACACAAUCUCUGACACGUUAUAGCUACGGUCCGACUAUCUGCGGUGAAUGGUCCCAGGCCGACACGGACUGUACAAUCUACAUCAACAGUGUUGGGGUCGGAUCUCGCUGGACAGGCACAAUGGACAAAAACCCCAUCGGCGGAAAUCCUGUCCUCACACCAUCUUGUCCCAGUGGCAAACAAUGUUCCUGUGAUGCGGCAAAUGCAGACCCAUCACAAUACUCAGAUUCUUACAAGAAAUGGCUCAGGCUAUAUGCUGAAGCUCAGAUAUCCGCCUUUGAAAAAGGCUGGGGCUGGUUUUACUGGACUUGGGACAGCGAGUCUGCUGCCCAGUGGAGUUGGAAGAAGGGAAUGGCAGCAGGUAUAUUACCUGCCAAAGCAUAUGAACCGGAGUUCAAAUGUGGUGACGAUAUUCCUGAUUUCGGUGAUUUGGCGGAGAAUUAUUAGUUUAUUUUUGGAUAUAUCAACUAAUAUGUUUGGAUUUUGGAUAUUUGGUGGUUUAAUUGCUGGAGCAAAGGGGCAUGCAUGCAUAUGUGUAUCAUUUACGCUAUUUUUAUCCCUCUUGUGUUUUUGCAUUGGAUGUAUAUAUGACGUUUGGACGGUUGGGGCCAUGAUUACCUAUGGACUAUGUCUAAUGCCAAUAUUCUUUAACACCUUCGUUCACCUAUGAUUGACGACCGAGUAUCAUGGUGAAAUGAAGGCCAUGCAUAAAGAACGAGACUCAAGUAAGCAAAAAUAGAACAAGCCCUUCGGCCGCUUAACAACAAGCCAACUAGUCACUUUCUCAAACGGAGACAAAGACUAUUCACUGACUGGCUAACUACAAGAGUUGGUCAAACGAGAAGAGUUUCACAAUCGUCGAUAGCAUUCUCUCUGCUGUCGCGCACCCUUCAAGUCUCGACAUGGAAUCGACAAGGAAUAAGACACCCGAGAUCGCGGUAGCUUCUUUAGUUACCCAACUCUUGGUACAUUCAUGCGCAAAAUCAACAAUCAUGGCCGAAAAUCCAUGAAUACCUCAUGGAAUGUCCAAUCCUGUGCCUGACGGCGUAGGCGGCCUGCAAAAUACUCGACAUGGCCACCCCAGCCGUCCUCGCGCAAACCAGGAUUUACAUGGCCUCCCUUGGUCAACACUCUUUCUGCCGCCCUUGCAUUGACUGGAUGGAGCCUACCUUGACAUCACACUUGGCGUAAGCCUAUCAAGUGUGAUCAAGCUGUGAUAUGUUGGAUGAAGGCUAUGGAAACUCUCGUCCCAGCGCUAUGAUUGGCUGCAAGUACUGAUGCUUGAUGUUCCUGGGCGCUUAACAGCAGUUCUAAAUUGGGAACCGGGCCGUCCGCUGCAUCUAUUCGAUAGCAGCACUGG
This is a messenger RNA of Trichophyton rubrum CBS 118892, 4134 nucleotides long. RefSeq lists its product as uncharacterized. The record is from RefSeq and is a predicted model, not a curated record. The coding region runs from base 321 to 1682 and encodes 453 amino acids. The transcript has a single exon. NCBI's taxonomy places the organism in Eukaryota, Fungi, Ascomycota, Eurotiomycetes, Onygenales, Arthrodermataceae.